Molecule: messenger RNA, 960 nt
Organism: Hypoxylon trugodes
Lineage: Eukaryota; Fungi; Ascomycota; Sordariomycetes; Xylariales; Hypoxylaceae
Product: Alpha/Beta hydrolase protein
Exons: 2
Coding region: 1-960 (319 amino acids)
Molecular function (GO): hydrolase activity
Source: RefSeq, a predicted model, not a curated record
AUGGUCGGCCUGCUCAACUCCGAUUACGCUGAGAUUUUUAGCUAUACGGAUAGGAAUGAUAUCACGGACGUAGUAGCUCUUCGAAAGUCAGUCAAUGAACUGCUCGUAGCGGCUACUGCUGGUAUUCCAUGGCCCGAAGGCAUGGAGGAAAGCACAUAUUCUACCAAUUCAUUGGACGGAACUCCUUUCAAGAUACAUCGCUUUUUACCGCAUUCAUUGCAAAAGGGAAUUGAAGCAGGCCCUCAGAGAGCCGUUGUAUUUGCGUUUGGUGGCGGUCUAAUUGCCGGUGGUGUGGAAGUCUCAAGACCGGUUAUCGCUAAGCUUGCGGACUUAAGUCAAUCGCAAGUCUUUGCGCCUCAAUACCGUCUCGGACCAGAGCAUCCAACUCGGGGUGUUGAGGAUGUGUACUCGACCAUUCAAUGGUUACACGUUAACGCUAAACGCCUCAAUAUCGACCCCGAGCGUAUUGUCCUAUAUGGCCAGAGCGCAGGGGGAGGCAUUGCAGCCGGCGCUGCCCUGAUGGCACGAGAUAAGGAAUUAAGCCCACCGAUCGCAGGUCAAUGCCUUAGAUACCCGAUGUUGGACGAUCGGACGACCAUGGAUGAGAGCGAUCCAAGAUGGAAGUUCUUGACGCAUUCCGUAGCUUCCAACGACAUAGGGUGGAAGUGUUACCUCGGUGGAAAGGAGCGAUUGGAGAGAAUCGCCGACGAUAUAUCGUGUUACGCUGCACCCGCUCGUGCAACCAACCUACACGGCUUACCGCCGGCUCACAUCGGCGUCGGUAGUCUUGAUCUCUUCAGAGAUGAGGACUUGGCAUACGCGGCUGGGCUUGUGAUGGCUGACGUUGGCGUCGAUUUCAUCCUGUACCCCGGUGUUCCUCACGGCUUUGACUUAAACCCUGCCAUUGACUUGGGUAACACAAUGUGGGAUAAAGAGGUCAGAUGGAUUACGAAUUUUUGA